This is a messenger RNA of Lepidothrix coronata (blue-crowned manakin), 1575 nucleotides long. Its product is annotated as RNA-directed DNA polymerase from mobile element jockey-like. Lineage: Eukaryota; Metazoa; Chordata; Aves; Passeriformes; Pipridae. The record is from RefSeq and is a predicted model, not a curated record.
AUGGACAUGGACAUCCUUCACUACAUGAGUUUGCUCAAAGCACGAUCCAACCUGACAUUGAAUAUUUCCAAAGAUGAGGUGGUGUCUUGGUUUAAAGAUAAUGUCUGCCAAGGAAGUGCAGUUAUAACCACAGCCAGUAGGGGUGCUGAUGGGCUCCAGUGGCAGCAGCGGCUGCCACACAGGAGUGGCAAACGAUGGAUGAUGCUCUGGGUGGCUCUGCCUCAGGCAGCUGCUAUGGCUGCAGGAGCUGGUGCAUGUGGGUGGCAGUGGAGGUGGUCUGGGGCAAGCUUGGGGCUUUCUCCAGCAGUUCAGGUUGCCGCCAGCAUGAGGAGGGCGGUGCUCUCCCUCUCAGGAGGUUCCUGCAAACUCAUGCAGGUGGCGGUCAGUCUCAAUACAGGGCAGUUGCCGAGGUCUAAGUCAGCUGGGGGACCCUUCCGCAAGCAGCAGGCACAGCCUCACAAGUCUAUGGGACCAGAUGGGAUCCACCCAAGGGUGAUGAGGGAGCUGGCGGAAGAGCUCACCAAGCCACUCUCCAUCAUCUACCAACAGUCCUGACUCACUAGGGAGGACCCAGAUGACUGGAAGUUGGCAAAUGUCACGCCAAUCCACAAAAAGGGCCGGAAGGAGGACUCGGGAAACUACAGGCCUGUCAACCUGACCUCAGUGCCUGGCAAGGUUAUGGAGCAGAUCAUCCUAAGUGCAAUCACACAGCAUCUACAGGAUGGACAAGGGAUCAGAUCCAGCCAGCACGGGUUUAGGAAGGGCAGGUCCUGUCUGAUCAACCUGAUCUCCUUUUAUGAUCAGGUGAUCCGCCUGGUGGAUGAGGGGAAGGCUGUGGAUGUGGUCUACCUGGACUUCAGCAAGGCCUUUGACACCGUCUCCCACAGCAUUCUCCUGAAAAAUCUGGCAGCCCAUGGCUUCUACAGGGGCACCUUCUGGGUUGAGAACUCUGAUGGCCAGGCCCAGAGAGUGGUGGUGAACGGUGCUGCAUCCAGUUGGCAGAUGGUCACUCGUGGUAUCCCCCAGGGAUCAGUGUUGGGCCCAGUUCUGUUUAAUAUCUUUAUUGAUGAUUUAGAUGAGGGGAUUGAGUCCACCAUCAGCAAAUUUGCAGAUGACACCAAGCUGGAGGGAAGUGUCAAUCAGUUGGAAGGCAGGAGGGCUCUGCAGAGGGACUCAGACAAGCUGGAGAGAUGGGCUGAUUCCAAUGGGACAAAGUUCAGCAAGGCCAAGUGCCGGGUCCUGCACUUUGGCCACAACAAUCCCAUGCAACGCUACAGGCUGGGCACAGAGUGGUUGGAGAGCAGCCAGGCAGAAAGGGAUCUGGGAGUUUGGAUUGGCAGGAAGCUGAACAUGAGCCAGCAGUGUGCCCAGGUGGUCAAGAAGGUCAAUGGCAUCCCGGCCUGGAUCAGGAACAGUGUGGCCAGCAGGACCAGAGAAGUGAUUCUUUCCCUGUACACAGCGCUGCUAUUGAUUGAGGGACAACUGUUAACCGUGUAUCGGCGGAUGCAGCGGUUCCUGUUAGAAUAUAUUGUCCAGCAGGUGCAGGUUCGGCUGCCUCAACAAUGGUUUGAAUAG